Messenger RNA from Cinara cedri, 3547 nucleotides. The record is from the annotation of a GenBank genome assembly. Lineage: Eukaryota; Metazoa; Arthropoda; Insecta; Hemiptera; Aphididae.
AUUCUAUUCCAGUGGACUGCGGUCUGUGGUGUUACUUAAUAGUUUCUUAACAAUUUUUUUAAUCGCUAAAAAAUUCUUAAUUCUAGUUUUUAACUCAGAAAAAACAGUAAACUUGCUUGUUAAAGUAUUUAGGUACCUUAUGUUAAAAAGUCAAUCUGUGAUAUGAAUAGAUAUCUCCUGUAGGCUACAUUUCAUUUUGUAAAUAUGUAUUAAUCCUUGAGGAUUGAAUUUUGAAUUUUUGGUUGAUGAAUUUUUCAUCAUAAAAAGUGUCACUGUUACAAAUGGAUCCAAUAAUGUGCGGAAAUGUUAUGGAAGAGGACUAUAAAAAUUUGAAAAUAUCUGUGCUUCAGUUACCAACUAGAGAUCGGUUAUCGUGCAUGUUGAAUACAAAAAAAGUUUUGUGUUCCUCCGAAAAGUUACCUAGGUAUGUAAAAAUAAAAUAAUUUUAAUAGCUACACACUACUCUUCAGAUAUAGACAAUUUUAAUCACAACUACACCAUAAGUAUCAAUUAUUAAUUUUCCUUAUACAUUUAGAAAAUCAUUAUUAACUGUUACAACAAAUAUUUUAUUAAAUUUAAAGUCAACUCGAGAACACAAAUAACAAUUUUUAAGAUUAACAUUGUAUGUACACCAGUAUAUCUGGCAAUAUAUCUGUAUAUCCAUAUUUUGUUUUAAUAAAUUGCUUUGUAUAAUUCAUAGAGAUUGGAGAGGAUUGUGCACUCUUUUGAAAUAUACAAUACCAUCUGGAUGUGAUCCAAACGAGCCGAUAAACAAAAUAUUCAAGUUUUGUGAAUUUAAAACUACUAUAGCAGAUUUUUUGCUAUGUCUAGAACGAAUAGACAGAUUUGAUGUUAUUGACGAUACAAUAGAUUUAAUUAGUGAGUACUUAAAAACAAGAAUAAUAAAUAUUUUUGGCAUUAUUUUGGCAUUAAUAUUAUUAUUUAAAUUAAUUUUCAAUAUUGUAUCAAGGUUGUGACAUAGUCUCUUUUAAAGAAAAACAAUAUUCCAUAGCAAUUCCAACACCUGUAAUACACCAUGAUGAUUUUGAUAAUAAUAUAAUUACUUUAGGUGAGUUUAAUUCAGAAUAUAAAAUUAAUAUUGCAACAUGAGACUAGGUGCAUAAUUAUAUUUUUAUAAUUUCAUAGAUGACGAUUUAGCUUUUAAUAACGGUCUUCCUCUUCCAAGAUAUGAUGCAUUUUUACUGUACGAUGAUGCAGACAUACAGUUAGCAGCAACUGUAGUAGACAAAUUAGAAACUGAAUACGCACUCAAGGUAAUAUUGUCAAUUUUAUAUUCUGAUUGGAUUGAGGAAUAUAUUAUUUUUACAAUGAUGUUUACUUUAUUCUAUCUAUUAACAAUUUUAUACCAGAAAUCUUGCUACAAUUUACAAUUAUAGCACUGUUUCUGAAAGAAAAUCUGACUGGGGAAGUCAUUUUUUUUAUUUUCCUAGUAAUUUUACCAAAACAUAGAAAAAACAGCAAAAUAGAUACAAUAUUAAUAAUAAAAUAAAAUAUGUAAUUAGUUUACCAUAAUAUGACAUAUAUACUGUUGACAAAUCAACACUUUUAACCAAACUCCGCUCAGAAUCAUUUUUAAUUUGCAAUGAUUAAUUGUUGCUUACAGAUAUACAUCAAAUUACCUUUAGCAAUAGCUGCACUCAUCCCCAUUAUCCUAAGACAGAUCUUUUUAUGUAAAUACAUUAUAGAAAAUAGUAAUAUCUUGAUAUCUAAUUUUCAUUACUGAAUUAAUCUUAUUUUAAUUUUUAGCUGUGCCUAAAAGAACGCGAUUUAAGACCGGGAAUUAUGUUUGAAUAUAUGUCAAUAAUGAAGUUAAUUUCUGAUCGUUGUAAUUGGUUGAUUAUCAUUCUAACAGAUGAUUUUUUAAAUAGCCCAUGGAAUAGAUUUAUUAUGAACUAUACACAGUCUUUAGCCAUCGGUAAACAAUAUUUUCUUUAUAAUUAAUAUUAUAUUUAUCCUUAAUACAGUGAACUAGCAGAACAAUUGUUUUAUCUUAUGGAAAAUAAUGGACAUAUUUUCAUUUAGACUCAUAUUAUUAUUUAUUGCAGAGCAAAGAUUACCUAAAAUUAUUCCAUGUGUGUUUAAUAAUUGUAUAUUGCCUGAAGAACUCAAAUGUUAUGUUAACUUAUAUUUCAAUAAAUAUAAUCCAUUCUGUGAUCCGUGGUACAAACUAAGGAUAACUGUUUCACCAAAUAGUAGAAAUAAAUUGACCAACAGGUGAAAUAUUUAAUUUUUUUCUAAAAAUUGUUUAUGCUAAAUAUUUGUUGUUAUAGUAAUCAAAUAUCAAAAAUCGAUAAAUCAACAAACAAAAAUUCUUCAGUGACCGUCAUUGAACAUAAAGAUCCAGUGGUAAUUUCUUGUGAAGAACAAAUUGAAGAGCAUAAUAUCUCGACUGAAAGUCAAAACAUUUCAAAUAGAUUGGCAAAAAGUUUUAAAAAUGUUUCCAUUAGAGUUAUACCUAAGAAAUGGAAAAAAAAAUUGAGUAAAAAAAUUGUUGAAGGUUUUUGAAAAUUUUUUUUUGUUAGGAGUUUUGAUAUAAUUAUUUUGAAAUUGAUUUUAUUAUAUUUCUCAAUUUUUUAUUAUUUUUAUAAGUGGUAAAAUGAUUAUAUAAAUUGUUAUACUAAAUAUUAUAGUUUUAUAUUUUUUUAAUUAAAUUAUUUUUAACAAACAAAAAAUAACUGCUUGAUAUUUGAAAUUCUUAUUUAUUCAAAUUAUAUUAAUAGAACUUAAACAUUGUAGUAUAUCCAGCCGCCAAUAAUAAUACUAAAAUAUUUUAAUAUAUACUAAUAUUGUUUUACACAAUCGUCACCAUCGCCGGCAUAAUUAUUAUGUUAAAUUUAAAUAUAAUAUUAUAGAUAUAAACAACAAAUUUCUGUAAGCUACUUUCGCGAGUUGAUGUGUUUAUUUUAAAAGAUUACUAAAAUAUUGUGAAACUCACUCUUCUCCUGGUGGAAGGCGAGGAACGAGCCCAGCCAGUUCAAAUAAAGUAUUGUAUUAUAUUUUGGACGAUUUGUUUGUGUUUAAGUAUAUACACGGUUUCCCGAGGUUACCUAGUGUUCUGUAGUACUUACCGAACUAAUCAAUAACUAUAUAUUACGUAUAGUAGUAGUUGAAAUAUAGAAAUACCAAUAGUUUGGAUAAGAAAAUUGAUGUAAUAACACUGCAGCACACAAGGAGUAAAAUUCCCUUGACCUGAAGUAUUAAAUCAAUAACAAAUAUCUUUAAUACACUUAAAUACAAAAAAUUGAUCUUGGUAAUAUUAUGCAAUAUUAUAAUUAAUAUAUAUAUAAAUAUAUAUAUAUAUAUAAUAUUAGGAAUUAAGUUAAUGUAUAGAAAGAAAAAAGUAAAAAUUCAGGAAAACCGCAGAACAUAAGAUGCCACAACAAACUAUAUCAAGAAAAUGAGGAUGCAAAUCAAUUUUCACCUUAAGGUUAUACAAAGAAAAUUUAUUCCUAGUUGCUGUAUUGUCAUUGUUAUUAUUUUCGGUUUUUAAUAAUAUUUUUUGAGUAUAUUCCUUUAAACAUUGUCC